Molecule: messenger RNA, 4679 nt
Organism: Mizuhopecten yessoensis (Yesso scallop)
Lineage: Eukaryota; Metazoa; Mollusca; Bivalvia; Pectinida; Pectinidae
Exons: 3
Coding region: 19-957 (312 amino acids)
Source: RefSeq, a predicted model, not a curated record
UUGUACCCUUCCGUCUGUAUGGUACAGUACCUGAGGUUGUACCUUACUGACAUUGUGCAGUGCCGGGUUGUACCAUACAUUUGUUGUGGUACAUCAUUGUACCCUUCUGUCUGUAUGGUACAGUACCUUGGGUUGUACCUUACUGACAUUGUGCAGUGCCGGGUUGUACCAUACAUAUGUUGUGGUACAUCAUUGUACAGUGCCGGGUUGUACCAUUCAUUUGUUGUGGUACAUCAUUGUACCCUUCCGCCUGUAUGGUACAGUACCUGGGGUUGUACCUUACUGACAUUGUACAGUGCCGGGUUGUACCAUACAUUUGUUGUGGUACAUCAUUGUACCCUUCUGUCUGUAUGGUACAGUACCUGGGGUUGUACCUUACUGACAUUGUGCAGUGCCAGGUUGUACCAUACAUUUGUUGUGGUACAUCAUUGUACAGUGCCGGGUUGUACCAUACAUUUGUUGUGGUACAUCAUUCUACAGUGCCGGGUUGUACCAUACAUUUGUUGUGGUACAUCAUUGUACCCUUCCGUCUGUAUGGUACAGUACCUGAGGUUGUACCUUACUGACAUUGUGCAGUGCCGGGUUGUACCAUACAUAUGUUGUGGUACAUCAUUGUACCCUUCCGUCUGUAUGGUACAGUCCCUGGGGUUGUGCCUUACUGACAUUGUACAGUGCCACGUUGUUCUAUACAUUUGUUAUGGUACAUCAUUGUACCCUUCCGUCUGUAUGGUACAGUACCUGGGGUUGUUCCUUACUGACAUUGUACAGUGCCACGUUGUACCAUACAUAUGUUGUGGUUCAUCAUUGUACCCUUCCGUCUGUAUGGUACAGUACCUGAGGUUGUACCUUACUGACAUUGUGCAGUGCCGGGUUGUACCAUACAUAUGGUGUGGUACAUCAUUGUACGGUGUAUCCUUUUGUCUGUAUAGUACAGUACCUGGGGUUGUACCUUACUGACAUGGUGCAGUGCCAGGUUGUACCAUACAUUUGUUGUGGUACAUCAUUGUUCGGUGUACCCUUCUGUCUGUAUGGUACAGUACCUGGGGUUGUACCUUACUGACAUUGUACAGUGCCACGUUGUACCAUACAUUUGUUAUGGUACAUCAUUGUACCCUUCCGUCUGUAUGGUACAGUACCUGGGGUUGUACCUUACUGACAUUGUACAGUGCCGGGUUGUACCAUACAUUUGUUGUGUUACAGUAACUUGUGUUCUACCCUACACUCAGUAUAGUACGGUGACUUGGGUUGCACCCUACCAUGUUGAUAAAGAUGCUACAUGCGGAUGUAUGCUACACUUGAUUGAUCUGUGUGGCCAUGUUGGCAUAUUUAUACAAUAAUUCUUUCCAUUAAGUCUGUCAUUUUGAUGUUUUGAGCAUAUACAUGUACAGCAAGUUCUUAAAAAUGAAUCUAUUAUUGCUAAUUUAAUUGUGGGCAAAUUGAGAUGUGGAGAGAUAUUGAUGAAUACAUAUAUAUGAGAAGUUAUGUUUUUGUUGUGUAAAUAUAUAUUGUACUUUGUUUUUGUAUUUAGUUUAUGAUGAUACUACCUGUAGAGAAAUCAAGGUUGUGGACUAUUUUCUAUUUGUGAGAGAUUUAAGUUGUAUGUUUGCUGAUUUCAGAAAAUUAACAUAUCCUUUGAAGAUUUUUUCAAAAAUAUUUCAUUUUCUGUGUCUCUAUUUAUAUUGUUUUGUUUUUGCUUUGAUAAAAAAAUCAUCUUUAGCAUAUAUAGAUUUAUUUAUUAUUUGUUUCUGUGAUUCAUCCAACCUUUUAUUCCCAGCUGACAGUUCAAGGUCACUUGCUGGUAACUAUAGUAAUGGUAGUGUUUGUUUAUGUAUGUAAAUAGACAGAAAAUGCCAAUGCAUUGCUGAAAAAUGUAAAAUUUCCUACAAAUCAACAUAUGGGUACUGCAUUUACCAGUAUAUUGUGUUUUCUGUUGAAUUUUGCAAGAUUCGGAAAUUCAAUAACUGUCCUUUUUUAUGACUGAUUCAAAGGAAUAUUGAUGAGACAGUAGACCUGAAAUCAGAAUCAUGGAUGAUGAUGUUCCUUCGUGCUUAGCCAGCAAGUGAUCUUGAUGAUGUCAUCCACUUUCAGUUACAAACAUUACUUCCAUAAUUCCUUUCAUUUUUAUGCAUCAUUAACUUUUUUCAUAUUUUGUAAUCGUUGAAAAAUUAUUUUGUAUGAAAAUUCAUAUGUAUUACAUUGAAAUGUGAACAUGUUUAGUAUAGGUUGUAGUGAGGUACCUACAAUAAAUGUCUCUGUGUUAAGUGUAGUUUUUAGUGAGGUACCUACAAGCAAUGUGUCUGUUUAGUGUAGUUUGUAGUGAGGUACCUGCAAGCAAUGUGUCUAUGUUUAGUGUAGUUUGCAGUGAGGUACCUACAAGCAAUGUGUCUAUGUUAAGUGUAGUUUGUAGUGAGGUACCUACAAGCAAUGUGUCUAUGUUUAGUGUAGUUUAUAGUGAGGUACCUACAAGCAAUGUGUCUAUGUUUAGUGUAGUUUGUAGUGAGAUACCUACAAGCAAUGUCUAUGUUUAGUGUAGUUUGUAGUGAGGUACCUACAAGCAAUAUCUCUAUGUUUAGUGUAGUUUGUAGUGAGGUGCCUACAAGCAAUGUGUCUAUGUUUAGUGUAGUUUGCAGUGAGGUACCUACAAGCAAUGUGUCUAUGUUAAGUGUAGUUUGUAGUGAGGCACCUACAAGCAAUGUGUCUGUUUAGUGUAGUUUAUAGUGAGGUCCCUACAAGCAAUGUGUCUGUUUAGUGUAGUUUAUAGUGAGGUACCUACAAGCAAUGUGUCUAUGUUAAGUGUAGUUUUUAGUGAGGUACCUGCAAGCAAUGUGUCUAUGUUUAGUGUAGUUUGUAGUGAGGUACCUACAAGCAAUGUGUCUAUGUUUAGUGUUUUUUUAGUAUAUACAAUUAAUGUUGUAAUUUGUAAUCGGCUAACAUUAAGCAAUUUGUCAAUACGUAAGGUAUAGUUUGUAGCGAGGUACCUACAAUCAAUUUGUCUAUGUUUAGUAUAGUUUGUAGUGAGGUACCUACAAGCAAUAUCUCUAUGUUUAGUAUAGUUUGUAGCGAGGUACCUACAAGCAAUAUCUCUAUGUUUAGUGUAGUUUGUAGUGAGGUACCUACAAGCAAUGCAUGUUUUCAUGUUUCGUGAAGUUUGUCCCAACAGUAGAUUAUAAAAUCCUUAUACACACCUCAGACCUCAACAACCAGAAUAUCUGGAGUAUUUAAAAAAAAGAACAUUAUAUCAUGAAAAGAACAAUUAACAUUUUAAAAUCAAUCAAAUCCAUUUUUUUUACCCUAACCUAGUGAUGAUGUAUACAGAAAUUGAGUUUUUGUUAUCAAUGAAAAUGUUGAAGUGAAGUUGUUUUAAGUAAACAAUGAUCAUUGAAUAUAUCAGCUUGCAUCAGAAAUUCUGGCAAUUUUUUGUUAUAUUGACACAAAUCUAAUUUGUCAUUGCAAAACAAUAUAUCUUUGGUAUAAUGCCAUUUAGUUGAGUUUUGUAAUGGGUUUCAACGAUCAUAGAGAAAGUUUUGAUUAUAAACAAUAAAAAAAAAGUCAUACAUGUAAUUACAAACAAAAAAAAGCCAAAUAAUUAAACCUGGAAAAGUCUUCAACCCAUCAAACCCCGAGUAGGGACAGCUGUACCAGUUGUAUACUGCAGAUAUAUAAUGGUCUGAUAGAUGUGGUACAAUACUAUAUAUAGCCUCUGUAUUGCAAUAUACCAGUUUUCCAAUAUAUUGUGACAGUCCAAUAUUUACCAUGAGAUUUUAGUAGAAAGUGUAAAUGUAACUUACGAUGUGAUUAUUUGUGUCUGUGUAAAUUAGAAUGUGAUGAUUGUUGUCGGUGUGAAUUAGUAUACAUGUAUGAUUGUGAUCUUGUGGCUUAGGUUGUGGUUGUUUGUGUCCUUUUGUAUAGAGCGGCAAUCGUUUGUAGUGUUGUGACUUAAAAUGUGAUCUUUGAUGCAGUUAUUUUGUAUUAUUUUGCUUUAUAUUAUUAUUUUUGUCCCUUUGUUAAAUGGAUGUGAUCAUUUGUCUCACUGUGCCUUAGAAAUCCUUACAUGUCUCACGAAUGUUAUCAUGUUUGUCCCUGUGCCUUAGUACGAGAUCUCGUGGAUGUUAUCAUUUUUGUCCUAGUGCCUUACGACGUGAAGUGUCGCUGUGGACUUGUCAAGUUCUACAUAUCAUAUUAUGUAUAAUGCAUCAGUGUGAAGCUCUUGUUGAGAACUAGGAACAACGGCACUGUUCCUUUAUAUAAGUCUACCACAUGAUCUGCAGGUGUACAGCCAAAUUUUUUUGUUACACAUUUUCAACCAUUGAGGAUGGAAUUUGCAUGAAAUUCUUUCAAAAGAUUUUGAACUUGCAGCUUUUUAUAUACCAAUUUUUCUUAAAUAUCUUAAACAGAAAAACAACUUUUAUUGACAUGAAAUUUUUAAUGUUUUGUUCAAAUAAAGGAAGCUAAUUGUUGAGUAAAUCAAAAGCAAGCCUCUAAAGGGUCAUAGAUAGUGGUUUUCCUCAGGUAGAGAUUAUGAAGAUUUGUAUGUGAAUGUAAGGACAUUUUAUUGUUUCUAUGAUGAUAAGUGAUUUUACUGUGGUUGGCUUGAUUGAAGGCUGUACUAAGGACAGCCGUGUGUCUGAUAAGCUCUUGUAUGAUGUGCCAACUGUGAAUAAAUAAUAUCGAGCAAUCAG